AUGGUGAACACGGGUGGCAAUCCUGAGGGACAGGUGGCAGAAGGUAAGCUGGCAAACUCCUCGACCACUGUCCAAGAUGGUGCCAAUGACCAGUCUAGUGGGCUGGAAAUACUUGAGGUUACACAAGGUGUUGAGACAAGAGCAGUCUCGGACCAAAAAGCAUGCGCAAAAGUUGGUGUGUUUGAUUAUGCAACCCGUUAUCCUGGAGCUACACCUCUAAAAAAGAUCUCUACUGAAGUAGUAGCAGAAGCACUGGUUACUAUUUAUAGUCGUGUUGGUAUACCUGAACAGGUUCUCACUGACCAAGGUCGUCAGUUUGUGGGUGAUAUUAUGCAAGAGAGGAAUUAUUUGGCUGAUGGUAAUUACCUGACCAAACUUGAUCUUACUAAAGGGUUCUGGCAAAUACCUUUGGCUACUGAGACAAAAGCCAAAACUGCUUUUCUUACCCCACUGGGUCUUUUCCAAUAUCGUUUCCUUCCAUUUGGACUUGUAAAUAGUCCCAGUACAUUCAAUCGCACUAUGCGAACAGUUCUGAUGGAUUACGAGUUUUGGAAAGAAAAAGCAGCGCGUGAUUUGCAAAGAGCUCGAGGAAUGAAAAUUAAGAACAAAGUAGCAAAGAAUAUUAUCAUGUUCCUGGGAGAUGGUAACAGUAUCAGUACUAUUACAGCCACUAGAAUCUACAAAGGACAACUACAAGAGGGGGCAAGUGGAGAAGAGUAUGAACUAUUUUACGAAAGGUUUCCCAAUAUAGGAUUGGCAAAGACAUACUGCGCAGAUCGUCAAGUUCCCGAUUCAGCAGCCUCUGGUACCGCGUAUCUAUGCGGGGUGAAAACAAAAUAUAAUACCAUAGGUAUGGACGAUAGAGUUGAGUUUGGUAACUGCACGCAAGAUAAUCCAUACGAAUAUGCAGUGGAUUCCAUACUCAAAAUAGCAGAGGAUGCAGGUAAAGCUACAGGUAUUGUGACUACAACCAGGAUAACUCACGCCACGCCGGCUUGCACGUAUGCUCAUGCUGCUAGUCGGUACUGGGAAGGUGACGAUAACAUGCCACAGGAAGAAAAAGACAAAGGUUGUAAAGACAUCGCUUGGCAAUUGGUUAACGAACUGCCUGGUAGAAACAUGCGGGUUGUGUUGGGCGGUGGUCGCCAAGAUUUCCUACCUAACUUCACCCCUGACCCCGAAGACGAAGGCAAAUAUGGUCAACGGCUGGACGGGGAAAAUCUGAUCGAAACGUGGUUGGCAUCAAAACCUGUCUAUUCUGAAUCAUUCUUCGUCUGGAACAAAACUGCCUUUGAUGACGUCAAUCCAGAAAGCGCAGAUUAUCUUCUAGGAUUGUUUGAGCGAAGUCAUAUGAACUACGAAGCAAACCGACCCAGUGACACUGCGGGAGAGCCGUCUCUUGCCGACAUGACAGAAAAGGCCAUUAGAAUGUUGGAGAAACACAAAAAUGGAUAUUUUUUGCUGGUUGAAGGCGGUCGCAUGGACCAUAGUCACCAUGACGGGAUAGGGUACCAUGCAUUGGUAGAUGGCGUUGCCUUUGAAGAAGCUAUCGAGAGAGCCAGUGACAUCACUGAUGACGAUGACACGCUCACAGUCGUAACAGCUGACCAUAGUUUUGCAUUUGACAUUCUUGGAUACGCAAGUAGAGGCAACCCAAUUUUGGGUGUGAAUGAUAUCGACGUUGACCAAAAUGGUCAAACUUUCACAACUCUUCAUUAUCCUGACGGUCCAGGUUCUCAUUACACAAUGGAAGCCAUCGCAGACACAGGAUUACGACCAGUCAUUACCAAUCCAGAGGAUAGCGACUACUUGCAGCAAGCGCUGAUCGCUAAUAAAUGGGCCAGCCAUGAUGGUGAAGAUGUUAUGAUCUAUGCCAAAGGUCCCAUGGCUCAUCUUUUCCAUAGUACGCAUGAGCAGACCUACAUCAUGCAUGCCAUGCAGUACGCAGCAUGUAUCGGUUAUGACAGCACCGAUGAGUGUAGAUCCAAGAACGAACCUUAA
This is a messenger RNA of Saccoglossus kowalevskii, 2001 nucleotides long. RefSeq names its product alkaline phosphatase-like. Gene Ontology annotation, molecular function: alkaline phosphatase activity. NCBI's taxonomy places the organism in Eukaryota, Metazoa, Hemichordata, Enteropneusta, Harrimaniidae. Gene Ontology annotation, biological process: dephosphorylation. The record is from RefSeq and is a predicted model, not a curated record.